AUGGGGGCCAUUUAUCAUGACCCUUCAAGCCCCGAGAGAGGGGGUGACGGCAGCGGAACAGGCGCAGUCAGGGCCAUAGGAGCAGCCCAGGGCAUGGCCCAGAACGUGGUCUACGCUGAUCUGAAGUUUGCCACGGCCCCACCGCUCACCACCCCCACCUGCCCCACAGCCCCUGAUGAGGAUGACAGCCCCUACGAGAACGUGCCGCGGGAGCCGGUGCCCACGGCGCCCAGCCCAGGGCGCUGGCUCCGGCGUUGGCACAUCCCCGCGGGGCUGCUGGCAGGCAGCCUGCUGCUGCUGCUGCUGGUAGCCACUGUGGCCCUGGGGGCUUGCUACUGGCAGGUCACCCGCAGGCUGCAGGUCACCUCCCAGGAGCACGCGGCCGAGCAGGGCCGCCUCUCGCAGGAGGUGAGCGCGCGGGAGCAGAGCCUGGAGCAGACGCGGCUGGAGCUGGCACGGGCCAGAGCGGAGCUGCAGCGAGCGUGGCGGGAGGGCAACAGCAGCCAGCUGGAGCUGGGGAGCCGGGACGCCGAGCUGGGGCGCGCCAGGCAGGAGCUGGCUGUGCUGCAGAAGGAGAUGCAGGAGGUGCGGGGGGAGCUCAGGGCCAGCGAGAGCACUGUGAGCAGCCUGCGCGCCUGUGUGAACACAGAUUGCUGCCCCUCGGGCUGGGUGCUCUACAGGGGCAAGUGCCUCUUCAUUUCGGUGGAGAAGAAGACCUGGUGGGACAGCCACCGUGACUGCAGAGGGAAAUCUGCUCAGCUGCUGGUCCAAGGCGACUGGCCAUCAUGGACAGUGCCGCAUUUUGUGAAGGCGCAUAAUGCCAUGUACUGGGUUGGAGCACAAUUUUCUUCUGACACGAAGAUGACUGUUGUAUGGCAGGACAGCAAGCAGUUCUACUUGCACAACCAUUCUGCAGACUGUGGGCUAUCGACUAACGGGAAAAUGGAGAGUUCAAAAUGCAGAAGAAAGUACCAGUGGAUCUGCGAGCAGCCCCCGAAGCUAAGCAGUGCACCCAAAACCCUCCUUCCUUUCCUGGUCGAAGCCUGA
Gavia stellata (red-throated loon) is the source of this 1047-nucleotide messenger RNA. Its product is annotated as B-cell differentiation antigen CD72-like. The transcript has 7 exons. The coding region runs from base 1 to 1047 and encodes 348 amino acids. Gene Ontology annotation, cellular component: plasma membrane. The record is from RefSeq and is a predicted model, not a curated record. Lineage: Eukaryota; Metazoa; Chordata; Aves; Gaviiformes; Gaviidae. Gene Ontology annotation, molecular function: transmembrane signaling receptor activity.